This is a messenger RNA of Sclerotinia sclerotiorum 1980 UF-70, 210 nucleotides long. RefSeq lists its product with no specific name. The transcript has 2 exons. The coding region runs from base 1 to 210 and encodes 69 amino acids. Lineage: Eukaryota; Fungi; Ascomycota; Leotiomycetes; Helotiales; Sclerotiniaceae. The record is from RefSeq and is a predicted model, not a curated record.
AUGGGAGUGAAUUUUCGAUUCGUUAUCAGGAAAUGGAUUCGAGGGGUUCUUGUUCUGGUUCUGGUGGAAAAGCCACAAAGCACCAGGGGAUUACAGAGACGAAAGCUCAUUCGUGCGUUGUCACCAGGGUUGCUUCGCCAUGCAUCCGUUGCGCUCGAGUUUGACAGUUGUGAGAGGGAGGAGAAGGGUGAGGUAUUUGGGAAUAAAUAA